This is a messenger RNA of Parnassius mnemosyne (clouded apollo), 6592 nucleotides long. The record is from the annotation of a GenBank genome assembly. Lineage: Eukaryota; Metazoa; Arthropoda; Insecta; Lepidoptera; Papilionidae.
ACUCGUGUUCUUAUUCUCAUAAUUUAUUCAUAUUUCUUUCAUAGAUUCAUAGUUUGUGAAAUUGUAACUAUUGUACGGAUUUGAAUGCAUUAAUUGAAAUAAUAAUAGAGUACUUCACCAUAACUGAAAUCAGUACAAUAAGGUGUUUAAUUAUCCCGGCAUUUGUGUACAAGUAAUCAGUGCCUGCCUAAAAAUGACUGUGGAUAUUCGUCCCAAUCAUACGAUUUACAUAAAUAAUCUAAAUGAGAAAAUAAAAAAGGAGGAGCUUAAAAAAUCCCUUUAUGCUAUCUUUUCACAGUUUGGUCAAAUACUAGAUAUUGUUGCAAUGAAAACAUUGAAGAUGAGAGGUCAAGCGUUUGUUAUAUUUAAAGAAAUCUCAAGUGCAACUGUAGCAUUGAGAAGUAUGCAAGGAUUUCCAUUUUAUGACAAACCAAUGAGAAUUCAAUAUUCAAAGACAGACAGUGAUAUCAUUGCUAAAGUUAAGGGAACAUUCCAAGAAAGGCCAAAGCGCCCCAAAGCACCGAGAAGUUCUGAGGAUGGAAAGAAGAAGAAAAGCAAAGAUGCCAAUCGUAGUGUUAUUCCAGGAUUUGGACAACCCAAUCUACUUAACAGUGUCAAUGCAGAACAACCACCAAAUCAAAUUCUGUUCCUUACAAAUCUUCCUGACGAGACUUCUGAAAUGAUGUUGUCUAUGCUUUUCAAUCAAUUCCCUGGUUUUAAGGAAGUCCGUCUUGUGCCGAACAGACAUGAUAUUGCAUUUGUUGAGUUUGCCAAUGAGAUGCAAUCAGCAGCAGCAAAGGAAGCUCUACAAGGCUUUAAAAUCACUCCCACACAUGCUAUGAAGAUAACAUUCGCCAAGAAAUAAUCCACUGUUAAAAAUUUAGUUAUAAUAAAGAUUUUGAUAUCUCUGAGAACUGUUUUGAGCAUUGCACUUCGCCCAAGCAGCUUCUCUCUGGCUGUGAUUAGUUUUAAGUAAUCUACUUUGAGUUUUCUUUUUGUACAACUACACUUUCUGAUACUCAAACUAAUAUCAAUAAAUAUAUCACUCAAUGUUGUGAAACCAUGGCAGUUGGAACUACCAGUUGGGUACUUGCUUUAAACUUUUAUUUAUCAGAGGACUCCAUACAAGUGGUAGCCCAACCAUGUUAUACAUUUAAAUUAGAUUUUUUUUAUUUCGAUAAUGAUAAAUCAUCCUUUUUUUUGACCACUUGUUGUAGUUAGGUACAAAGUAAUUUUUGAAGUGUGGUGAUGGCUUAGUACUAUCCAUCCCAUUUUAUCUUGCGGGUAUCUCAAGUGACUUGGAAAUCUUACGAACAUAUCCUACUCAUUAUAUAUAGCUUUAGUGGAUCAAUUAUAUGAUACGGAAUUACAAGUUAUGGAUGAACUUAACCCUUAAUUUGAUUUUGACUGCUGGGAUGGACAUAACUCAAAAAAUCCUGUGCGUCUUGUAAAUGGAUUUUAAAUAUUUUUUUUACUGGCAAUUAUUUGUUGUUACAUAAAUAAGGUUGUACAAAAUGAAUUCCUAGAGUGGCAACACUGUAUCUGUUCUUUGAAAAAAUGUUGGCGAGAAGGCGAUCAUCUGCUUUUAGCAAGGUAAAACUUUUGGUAUUGUUACGAGCUUGGGGUUCGAGACAAUUAAAAAUUGCCGAGUUUAUUACCAAAAUUGACACUUUAAUUAGAGAACGCUAAUUAUAACUUAAAACCACACUAAUAACAAAACACAAUUGUACUACUGAUCACUAAUUCGCAGUUGUAUUACUUGUAAGUAUUGGUUUGUAUUGCCAACUCAACACUGACGCCGGUCUUUUUAUUAAUCUCGAUGCGAUUCAAGGGCCCCUCAGAAGGAGGUACGAACCUCGGCUUGAAUCAUUAUCGCAAUUUUGUUUACGGGACGCAAAAAUUAGAAACGCCCAGUAUCACGGGUGUUGAACCUCGUGUACGGGGUGUGUCUGUAACCUCGCGUUCGCCGACGAAGCGGUGUGCGCUAGUGUUCUGAACUAGAGUAGUGUCUUGAGUGUGUGUGUGUGUGUUAAUGUUAACUAAACGGGUUCCCUCCUAUUUCGACCUAUUCAUGGAAGUGAUCUCGUCGUCGGGAUCAAGAAGAACGUUCUUGGGACGUCUCCCGCGGGGGGCGGCAUCCCUCACUGGGGAGUACGAGCCCGCCUCAUUCACAACGGAUUUUUGUGCUCUUUAAUCGAAUUGAAAUAUCUUAAGGAUAAUUCCUUAAGAUACGAAUGGAUAGGAACAUGUCGAGGUCGAAGAUCCGCGUUCCUCACAUAAGAGAGAGCUGACCCCGGUUGCGGUCUAUACUGGCCUUAUAUAGGGCCUCAGAUAGUUUCCAGAACCUAGAACCUUCUACUGUAGAAUCAUCUAGAAUGUUCGAGUACAUACCGGUCCCGACUGACUAGUUGUCGAUAGUUCUAGAAAGUUCUUCUAUGGAAAUUUGUAGGCGGAUCUUGACUCUUUGUUCUGCUACUCGAUACUAGAGGGCGCUAGUGGUAACUAGUGUUGCCAUGUACCAUUCAUUAAUUGUGGCGUGCAACAGUAUUUUAAUGUUUUAUGUAACAAUAGUAAAAUUAUUUUGCAUUGGGUGAUAGAAUAUAUAUGUGUGAUUAUGAUUACCCGUAAUUCCUAACGUUUGAAGUGUGUUCUAUUGGUUUUUUUUUUUGCUUCUUAACCUCUUCGUCGGUCGCAGCGUACAUUGCCAAAGACCUAGACAUGUUGUUCUACAUUACAUUGUCCGCUGGGACGGACAUCAAAGUUCGUUUAAUUUGCGGUUAUGGGUGCUUUCUUCUUUGUUUUUUUUUCCGCUUGUCAACAGCACACACGUGCGUCUAGAAUAUUAGGCUUAGUUCCUAACCAGUAUGCUCCUUCAGAUGUAAGUGGAAAAUCAGAUUUUGAAUUUGAAAUGCAUGAUGACUGUCCUUCUACUAACAGCAACUAUUCCUCUACUGCACCUUUAAUUGCAUCUUCGCUUAAAAAUUUGAAUAUUAGUAUUUCUGAAGACGAACAACCUAAAAUUAAUGCAACAUAUGUGUACACACCCCUAGAUGCCACAACCAAAGCUGACGGGAUUAGGGCCCAUGAGUAAUCCCAUCGACGAGCAGCAGAGGGGCGGGGCCAGAAUAUGGCCACGUGGAAAUUCCUAAUUACAAUAAACCAGAUGGGAGGACGUUAGAAAGACAUAGUACUUACCAUUAUCCGAAGCUAACUUCGCACCAAGGCUUGGGCAGGCUGUGAGUGUGUGUAAUAGUGGAUGGCGAGUAGUGUACAGUGAGGUGUGAAUGUUUGGGGCCUUGUCAAGCAUAGGCGACCAGCCGCUGCCGAGUUCCAGGCUGCUCCAAAAUGCUGCACCGCUUCAGACUGCUUCGGCGCCCGACCACAGUCACUUUCUUCUUUCGUCACGAUGACAGUCAAUUAACUCUAUCGUACGAUUAACUAACUUACAGAAGCCACUAACUAUCGCGGGGUAUAAGGUUACCGCACAAACGCACACGGAGCCUCUGGACCAAAGACCGCUACCGUUUCGCGUUGCAACAGUUAGUUCUAGAAUAUCAGAGGCCGCACUAGCUAAUAUUGCCUAAUGCACUUAUGCAGAUUCUGAGUCAAACACAAUGAGUCCCUGGGAAGCUCUCCAGCAGGAAUGCGCGUCACAAUGAUAGACCGUAUAUUUACUGGCCGCGCCGAAUUAUUCCGAGUUCCCUAACAGAAUACAGCGUGCCAAUCGUGAGCACUGCCUAAGGACGACUGACUUUUCGCUCGCGACCCGCCCGCUCUUGCCACGCUCGGCCGAACUUCAAACCAGUUCGCACCGAGCCGAGUGCCCUCUGGCGUCGAUUCUUGACAUUAGCGUUUGGCGCGAACAAACCCCCGUCCCGGACAUAAGGAUUUAGGUCCGCGAGCAACCCGGUCAGCGGGACAAGGUCGCGACGACAAGUUGCAAGACAGAAUCUACAACCAAACUAGGCCACCUUAGGCACCCCAUCAGAUCUUGCAACCCUAACCAACGCCUCAAAAGAUAGCCCUAAUGUGGCAAGCCGGAGGGUCAGCCUCCACUGGAUGCCCCUCCUGGGCAUCGCAGCACUUUAAGUCCUGUACUGGAUAGAAAUCCGACGACCUCUUUCAAACACCUAUCUGUGCCCCUAUGGUUAGUUCCGCAAUCCGACCGGAUCAGCUCUGCAAACAGCGACGCUACACGAAGCUGCCCAGACAAAUUUUGUGCCAGCUGUUGCUUCAGUGCAGAGCGCACCCACAAAUUCCACAUGAACAUAGUCUGUUGAGAGCCGAACGAAACGCACAGAUAGUCCCUAGUAUGAAUUUUCAACAAGUAGGCUAGCCAGGCCACCCACCAUAUUAUCAUUUACUAAAAUAGUGCGGCAGCUGAUUUCAAUCUGAUAAUCUCCAAAACUAGCUAGCCUGUUAGGCAAGUAGUCCUAUGCUCAUAUUUCAACUAAUUUUUCAAAAGCAUCAAUGUUCAACUACAGAAUUAAUUCAACCAAAUUAAUCACCGAUGCGCAUAGGUCAACUUGCAAAUUGAACAAAACAAUAACGUAAGGGACAGCCCUACUUCUUCGCAAAGCAAAAUGAUUAAACACUAUCUAUGUAUAUGUUACAUAAUUUUUCAAAUAGCGCGCCAUUCUAUUUCCUUUCAGCAAACAGACGCAACAAUCAAAUACAGUGAUUAAAUAUAUGUACAAAACACAUGCAGUAGCAUUUAAAGGAGUAGAUUAAAUUCAAUUCUUUUAAUUUAAACCGCUACAGAUAGGAAAAUUUCGCGGAAAGCCCAAAGCAUUUUUUAAUUUUAAUUCAAAGUAUUUUUUAACUAAAUGCUCGACCAGACCAAAUCUAAUACCCCUUGACAGCGUGAUUCAACGCUCCAGGGGGGCCCUAAUCUUCCCACCACCAAGGGGAGGCCACAUGGCGUGAACCCGAGAUCGAUAGAGUGCGACUGCUAACAGUCGCCACUCGGGUUGUAAGCCUCACUGAGGACGUCGGCAACAGAACACCUUGACAAGUGGACUGUUGACGGCUCAAGGCUCAGUGGAGGCGGCCGUGGUGGGAGCUAAGGCGGCAGCUAGCCAGGGCCGCCUCCAUCAAAUGGGGAACAGUGGUACACCAGUCGCGGCCACUCAGCUAACGGGAGUAAGAAGGGUCCAGCGGACCGAUGAGUGACCGUGAAGUUCCUCUCCACACGCUGAGGGGGGGUGAUGACACCCCCGCCCCUGAGGGAAUUACCCCCCGACUGGGCGGGGGAGGGGCCCCUUCCAAACUUAGGGGCCUGGUGGCUGGCCGGCGGGCGCCGAUUGUCGCCCGGCAGAGGGCGUGGCUGAGCGCCCCCGCCCGUGGGGGUCGAGAGCCUGGCAGAGCCCCGAGAGGAGACGCCGUUCGCACCCAGGCACAAAACUGCAUGGUGAUUGCCCUGGCAAUGCAGACAGGGCCGCUGAUGCGGACAGUCUCGAUGGAGGUGCCCUCCCAGACAUGAACAGCACCAGCGGCGCUCCUUGGCGAUAGUUCGACUCGCCGAAACCAGCUUACCUAAUAAUUUCGGGCACGACGUUACCCGAUGAUCAAACGCUCGACAAUAGGAGCAGGGGAGGGUUGACGACGACUUGCCUGGAGGAUUCUGCCUCUCACUGGGCACGGCUCAUAAGUCGUCAACGGUGGCCGCCGCGUUCUCGAUCUGCCGGCACUGCUCCUCCAAAAACCGCAGCAGGUCAUAGAAGGGCGGAAUAUAGUAGGCCUCGUCCCCGCCGUACCUCUCCUCAAAAUGGAUUCGAAGGUCGAGAGGUAGACGGGACAGCACGAUGCGGAGCAAUAAAAAAGCCCAUUCGCCCACUGGUAAUUCCAGCCGCCUCAACGUAUUACAGGCCACCAAGACUGGAUCCAACAGGUCCGGACGUAGUCUGGCCCGGUCACUAAGCAGCGGGAGACUUAGAAGCUGCUUAACAUGUUCGUCCGCAAUUCGCCGGACGUUAGCGUAUCUUCUGGUUAGGAGGUCCCGAGCAGUCUGGUAGGCGUCGUCCGACAAUCUCAAGUGGCCGACGCGCCCAGGGCCUCCCCAUCCAGUGAAGCCAGGAGGUACGCCAUCUUUUGGAUCGGGGUCAGGUCACUCCGGGCGUCCACUAGGCUGUCUAAAAGACCAACGAAGGUCAGCCAUUCGGAAAGGACCCCGGAGAACUUUGGCAGGUCCAGAGUUGGGAGUCGUCCCAACAGCUCCGGCUGCAGCUGCUUCAGAGAGGACUCGGACAGGUCACUCAUCCGAGCUUCACGCGCCUCCUCGGCAUACCUGCCUUCAGCCUCGAUCAACUCGUCCGUGAGCCACAAGAACUGCUCAUAGUCCGCGAAGCAGGAGUCCAGCACUCCCUUCUCCACAUCCGAAUCCUCGAGCUCAGCGUAAGCCUCCUCCACUGCGGACCUUCGAGCAUCCACCUGCUCGAACCGCUUCAUCAAGUUAUGGACCAUAUCCGGUCGACCUAUCAAAGCAUGGGCGCUUGUGGCCCAGCGCAACUCAGUCCGCAGAAAACGGAUCAGUAGCUUGGGCGAUGACAUCACUAUUGAAUACAAAUUACGACGCGGCUCGAGCACAAAUUAC